AUGGCACUACGAAAGAUGUAUAUUAAGAAAGAUGAAGUUGCUAGAAAUGAAAAUCCCAUAUCGAAUAAUGGGGGUAAAACCAAAGUUUAUAAAGGAAAUUUUAAGGGACAAGAUGUGGCAAUAAAAAUAAGCGAGCAUGAUCAAGAAACGACACGACAUGAAUUUUAUAUAUAUUACAGAUUACGUUCAUAUCCAAAUAUAAUAAAAUGUCUUGGGAUAAUGUCAUUGCCAAAUCGAAAAUUAUCCUUAAUAUUCGAAUACGCACCCAAAGGCAAUUUACAUGAUUACUUGAAAUCCUCCUCAUUAUCAUGGCAAGAAAAAUCUAAAUUAUCAAACGAAAUACUAUUGGGAAUGGAAUAUUGUCAUGAAAAACAUAUUUUCCAUUUGAACUUGAAAUUGUCAAACAUAUUAAUUAUGGAAGAUGGUAUAAUCAAAUUAACGGAUUUUAAGGUUAAUAAUAAUAAAGGAGGAGCUGAUAAGAGUGAUGUUGAAAAGGGUGUUGAGAGAGAUUCCUUAUAUUGGUUCUCACCUGAAAGAAUUUGUAAAGACGAGAAAAUUAAAAUGUGGUUUGAGGAAAAACCUCACUUGUCAGAUAUUUAUUCUUGUGGACUUAUUCUUUGGAGCGAUUGUCCUGGAGAUUAUCUUGAAACCAUUAAUAAUUUAACAAACUAUAAUCCCAAAGAACGUUAUUCCCUUUCGACAGCUAUUGCUAAAUUACAAUCAAUAUUUCUAGAGGAAAAAAUGUCCGAUUCAGAUCAGAUUGUGAACGUAGAACAACAACAGAGCAUGAACGUCAAAAUGGACAAUACCGACGAAGAAACGUCAAAUCAACCGCGUAAUUCGAUUUCAUCUCCAGAUCUUAAACAUUUCGUUGUAAAGUCACUAUCUGAACAAGAUAAAAAAGAAAGAAGACAUAGCUCGGCAGAAAUAGUUGAAAAUAAUAUGAAAUCAUCUAGAAGAAGUGGAGUUGGAUUUCAAGAGAAUCCAAUUCUUAUAAAUCCAAGGACAAGUUGUUCCACCAAUAUAAGUUUUUAUUAUCAACCAUCUCAACUACCAUCACCAUUGUCAAAUUCAUAUUUUCCCACACCUAGUAUUAAUUCGCAACUUAGUUUUAUUGAGGAACUAUUUGAAUUUUAUCAAUCACAGGUUAGAAUAGAUUUAGUCAGUUUUCCAAAACAAUUUGAUUAUUGGUUAAAAUCGAAACAAUUAAAUCCAGCGUCAAUAUUUGAAUUAGUCAAAAAUAUUCCAUCACAAAAAUAUUAUGAAUCUUUGCUUGGGAUGCUUUACGAGAACGGUAUAGGGACAAUACAAAAUAAGAUCUUGGCAUUUCAUUGUUAUACAAUGGGAAAAGACAAUAAUGAUCCAAUAUCAAAAGCUUUACUGGCUAACGCUCAUUUUAUUGGAUGUGGUACCAAAAAGAACAUUAAACAAGCUUUUGCGUUAUGGAAAAGGUAUGCUAACGAGGGGAAUAUCUGGUGUCAAUUCAUGUUGGCCGAAUAUUAUUUUCAUAGUACCAUUUCAGUUCAUUGUUUUGGUAAGACAGAUUUAUUUUUAAAAGACGGUAGUAAGGAAGCAUUUACGUGGUAUAUGAAAUCCGCACAAGGUGGUUAUAUUAGUGCCGAAUAUAAAGUUGGUUGUUGUUACAAGAAGGGUUUUGGCGCCAUCAAGAGUAGUCUUGCCGCUUUUCAAUGGUAUCUAAAAGCCGCCAUUAAUGGAUUCAUGAUUGCUCAAUAUAAGGUUGCAAAAUGUUAUCAAAAAGAAAGCGAUGGACAUGGUAAUUAUAACGAAAAGAAGGAUGAAAAUGAAGCGUUUAAAUGGUAUUUAAAAUCUGCUUCUAAUAGAUAUGAAAAGGCAAUGAAAAUUGUUGCCGAAGAAUAUGAAAAUGGAAUUCACGUUGAUAAGGAUUUAGUCGAAGCAAGAAAAUGGUAUGAACUAGCCUUCUUAUUGGAUUUAGAUUGGGCUUGCGCCAAAUUAAAGCAAUGGUGCAAACAAGAUAUUAUUGUAAGUAUAUGUCUCAAAUAUUGUAUUUGUUUCACUAUAAGUUUAUAA
Funneliformis geosporum is the source of this 2049-nucleotide messenger RNA. The record is from the annotation of a GenBank genome assembly. NCBI's taxonomy places the organism in Eukaryota, Fungi, Glomeromycota, Glomeromycetes, Glomerales, Glomeraceae.